UACCUAUCUUUACAUUGGUCCACAAAAUUCAACCAAAAGUUGAAUGCGUAAUAACUUUGGUGUUCACAUGUUUUACUAAAAAGAGUUUUAGAAAUUCGCUAAGUGUUAGGGGAAACAAAACAUGUCGUCUGAUAUUCCCACCGAUAACCGUGAAAUACUUCCUCCUCCUGUGUUAUGGGCUCAGAGAAAAGGUCACAUUUAUCUAAAGAUUGCGCUAGAAGAUUGUAGGAAUCCAACAAUAAAGUUAGAAAAAGACAAAUUAUACUUCAGAGGAAGUGGAGGCACAGAGGGUAAAGACCAUGAAAUUACUCUUGACUUUCUUAAAGAAAUUAAACCAGAUGAAUCCAAAUAUCUAGUCAAAGGACGAGAAAUAGAAUUUAUUCUUGUAAAAGGACAAGAAGGUCCAUAUUGGCAAAGGUUGCUUAAGGAUGACAUGAAGCAUCAUUGGCUUAAAAUUGAUUUUAACAAGUGGCGAGAUGAAGAUGACUCGGAUGAUGAUGAUAAAAUGGACAAAAAUGCAGACUUUAACGAGGUGAGAAACUAUUUAAAAAUUUAA
Limulus polyphemus (Atlantic horseshoe crab) is the source of this 556-nucleotide messenger RNA. Its product is annotated as co-chaperone protein daf-41-like. Bases 122 to 556 code for a protein of 144 amino acids. Gene Ontology annotation, molecular function: Hsp90 protein binding; protein-folding chaperone binding. The record is from RefSeq and is a predicted model, not a curated record. The transcript has 5 exons. Gene Ontology annotation, cellular component: nucleus; cytosol. NCBI's taxonomy places the organism in Eukaryota, Metazoa, Arthropoda, Merostomata, Xiphosura, Limulidae. Gene Ontology annotation, biological process: chaperone-mediated protein complex assembly; protein folding.